AGUAAUUCAAAAGGGAAUAAAAAGAUCAACCUUGAAUUUCUUGAAAUUACAAUAUUCUUAGAAUAGAAGACUAAUCAUUUUACGCAUAUUUUAUACGGAAUAACGUCUCGAUCGAGUGAACCAAGCUGUGCUAGUUUUGCGCGAAAUAGCGAAACUUCGUCGAAAGUAGAAAUGAUCGUUGGGGUCUUUUCUUAACAAUCGCAUUGAAAUUUAGCGCCAAAACGCUACCGACACCUUGUGGUAAAAAAAUAAAGCAUUUCUGCCUCUUGCGAGUGAGGAGUGAGCUGUCUCUCGAAAACAGUCUGCGCGUCCAACCGGUGUAGCUUUCAUCAUAAAAGCGGUUAAAACGUUGAAUUUACAAUUGUAAACGUAAUAAUCUUUUAAUGCCAAUUUUGAGGAUUUUUUAUAAUUCUCAAUAACUCGAAAAUCGUGACAGUAUCAUAUCAUUGAUUUAAAGAAAUAGGCAACGAAAAUGUCGAUAGGCGUACCGAUAAAAGUGCUUCACGAAGCCGAGGGUCAUACCAUAACCUGCGAAACCAACACUGGUGAAGUAUACCGUGGCAAAUUAAUCGAAGCCGAAGACAAUAUGAAUUGUCAAAUGCAAAGUAUCACAGUUACGUACAGAGACGGUCAAGUGGGACAACUCGAAAAUGUUUACAUUAGAGGAUCCAAAAUACGAUUUCUUAUAUUACCUGAUAUGUUGAAAAACGCACCGAUGUUCAAGAGACCUGGUGGCAAAGGGUCUGGCACAGCAGGACGAGGAAAAUCUGCUAUUCUACGCGCACAAGCGAGAGGCAGAGGUCGUGGUCAAAACCAAAGAGGAAGAGGAACUGGAUCAGCUCCUUGGCUCAACCAACAGAAUCAACCUGGUGGAUCACAAGGUGGACGUGGAAGAGGCUAAUUUUAUUGUGAACAUCUCCCAACUGGAUCACCGUUUAUUUUUUAUUGUCAAUCUGCCGAUUGUAAUUCAUUCCUGUACUUUUAUACAGUGCGUAGAUUAACGUUUUCUGGAAUUCAAUAAACCAUCUCAAUCUCCCAAA
This is a messenger RNA of Venturia canescens, 1040 nucleotides long. RefSeq names its product small ribonucleoprotein particle protein SmD3 (gene SmD3). Gene Ontology annotation, biological process: RNA processing; spliceosomal snRNP assembly. Gene Ontology annotation, cellular component: U12-type spliceosomal complex; U4 snRNP; spliceosomal tri-snRNP complex. The record is from RefSeq and is a predicted model, not a curated record. Gene Ontology annotation, molecular function: RNA binding. The transcript is spliced from 2 exons. Bases 473 to 901 code for a protein of 142 amino acids. NCBI's taxonomy places the organism in Eukaryota, Metazoa, Arthropoda, Insecta, Hymenoptera, Ichneumonidae.